Messenger RNA from Mustela erminea (ermine), 2375 nucleotides. It is a transcript of the gene ISM2, whose product is annotated as isthmin 2. The transcript has 3 exons. Lineage: Eukaryota; Metazoa; Chordata; Mammalia; Carnivora; Mustelidae. The coding region runs from base 186 to 1232 and encodes 348 amino acids. The record is from RefSeq and is a predicted model, not a curated record.
CUUGUGGGAAGGGCCGAGGAGGUCCCGGGCGCUGACCCUAGAAAAGCGCUGCACCACCGCGCUCCUGCGAUCUGCGCGCUCCCGCUCCACCAGCAGGAGGAGAGGCGGGGCGCGAAGGGUCGGACGCGCGGGAGACGCUCGCGAGGCGCGGAGGGGCGGUGCGGAGCUGCGCGGGGAGGGAGACCAUGCCUCGGCUGCCCGGCCGCGCGGGGCUCCUCCUCGGCCUGGUGCUGCUGGUGGCGCUGCUGGCCGCGAGCCGGGCGCUCCCCCAGAGGAGGCCGCGGUCCCGGAGCCCCUCGAGGCUGGAGGAGGUGACCACUGAGGUGGUGGAGGAGCCCCAGGCCCAGGUGGAGAUGGACCUCCUGGCCGAGCCCGGCCAUCACUGGCCCCAGGGGGCCUCGAGCUGGCUCCCUGUCAAGGAGCUCUUCUGGCCCCUGUUCUGGGGCAUCCUGGAGGGCAAGGAGGGGAAGACCGAUCUCAAGGGCAGAGGCCCAGGGGAUGAAGACAAAGAGGAGGAGGAGGAGAAGGAGGAAGAGGAGGAGGAGGAUUACCUUGCAGAGUUCGGCGAGAGUGAGGACCAGGAGGCCAGUGAUUACGAAGAGUAUGACAAAGAGUAUGACGAGGAGGAGUCUGGGUUCAGUGGGGCCACAGGCAGCCAGGAGCAGGGCUGGCUGGCCCCUGGGGACUGGGCCUUCAAGGAGCCGGACGGCUAUGAGGUGGACAGCUGCGAGAGGUGGCUGAACUGCAAGAGCGACUUCCUGGCCCAGUACAUGCGUCAGGUGCUGCAGGAUCUGCCCAGCUGCCCCUGCUCGUACCCGCUGGAGGCCGCGUCGAGCACCGUGAGCCUGCAGGACGAGCGCCAAGGCCGCAGCUUCCGCUGGAAGGACGCGAGCGGCCCGCGGGAGCGCCUGGACGUGUACCAGCCCACGGCGCGCUUCUGCCUCCGCUCCAUGCUGUCGGACGAAAGCAGCACCCUGGCUGCGCAACACUGCUGCUACGACGCGGACAACCGGCUGCUGACCCGGGGCAAGGGCGCCGGCGCCCCCGACCUCAUCAGCACGGACUUCUCGCCCGAGCUGCACUUCAAGCUCGACAGGGAGCCCUGGAUCGUCUGCAAGGGCGACUGGAGCCGCUACCACACGGUGCGGCCCCCCAACAACGGCCGGGCCUGUGCGGACAACCCGCCCGAGGAAGAGUACUUGGCCCAGUUGCAGGAGGCCAAGGAGUACUGACGGGGGGGUGGGGGGGCUGUGCCCGAGAACCCGCCUCUGCAGACCCCGGCCCUCUGCCUGCACCCCUGGGUAGGCGCCGGAGAACCCCAGGCAGGUCGGCACCCCUGGGGUCUAUGGGGGGUUGGGCACAAGGCUGAGGGAUGUAUAGGGGCCAGGGCAAGGGAUGGAGCUCACUCCCCGACUUCGAAGGGUGUACCUGAGGAAGCAGGAGUCUGGCGGGCGGGGGUGGGGUGGGGGUGGGGGUGGGGUGGCGUUUGCCCUCCCCUGCCUGCUGGGAGGCCUGUCCCAGCCUGGCCAUGCACUUUGUCUCCUCUCCCCCUGAGCUGGGCUCUGUGCACAGGUAAGGGCCGGGCUCCCCAGCACACAAUGAUUCCCCGGCCGGGUGGCAGAAAGUCCAGGUCCUGAGGUGCUACUCAGGCUGGCAGCCAGCCUCGUCAGUGGACUCCUCCUUACUCUGGGUGGCUGCACAAGGCCCUCUUGCCCCAGCCCUGCUGGGAGCCACCACAGACCAGGAGCGUGCCCCUUGCAGGAUAAUCUAGGCUCCAAGCUUCCCUUUGGGGGACACCUGCGGUGGAGGGCUGAAGUCAAUCUGCGGGGCCCAGUGUGGACAGAAAGGUUGAGGCGGCCAAGGCAAGGGAUGGCUCCAGGCGGGGAACAGGUCAAACUAUUCAGGGCCCUCUCUUUGUAUAGCAUGUCUGUCCUGUCCAGGUUGUAGGUAGGCACGUGCAGGCCUGGGAGAUGGUGCAGCUUGGGCUAGGCUCAGGACGGGUUCAAGAGGAUGUGCCCCACGGUGAACUGGGAAACCAGUUCUCUGGACUGGGUUGGCGGCAGGGAAGCCCAGGUCUGGGCCAGUUCUGUGGUGGAAACGACCCCACCACGGCCCACUUCAUGCUCCAAGCUGAUGUUAUCGAGGCACCGAGCUCAGGGCUGGGAAGAGAGGUGCCUGACUGGCAAUCCUAGCUCUCCUUGUGCUUCUCCUGCCCCUCACCCCCGCCCCUGAACCGUACUUCCGGUCUGUGGAGUUGAAGUGAUGAAGUCCCAAUUGUCCCGUUCACAGAAGCUCCAAAAGCUGGGGACCUCGGUCCCCAGACAGCUGCCCUGAAGCUCUUCGUGAUCCUCUGCAAUAAAGCACUUUAUUUUCAA